Molecule: messenger RNA, 850 nt
Organism: Suillus subaureus
Lineage: Eukaryota; Fungi; Basidiomycota; Agaricomycetes; Boletales; Suillaceae
Exons: 4
Coding region: 8-754 (248 amino acids)
Source: RefSeq, a predicted model, not a curated record
CUCGUGCAUGUGGAACGGUGGCACCCACCAGAAUCAAGGCGCUUCUGAUAUGUGCACCGCAGCUCGACACGACAAAGAGAACGCAGCGAUCAAACAUGACCCUGUACGACGAGCAAAGAAUUCAAUACCAUUGAUCGACAAGGACACACAAAUCGCUUACCCCCUCGCAGCACCUUGCGUGCCACUGGUAUAUGAUCUACGAUACCCACCCAAUUCUUUCUGUCUUCCGCCAUCAUCUCCAUAUGAGGGACGGGGAUCUGAGUUCCUUCGAGUGCCACUCACGCCAGCACGACACAACCAGAUACGGCUGAUCAGCCAAGACUUUCCCUGGGCAUUCAACAUUGGCCCCAAGCCCGGUGCCGCAGAACAGGGCGUGACGUGUCUUGACGUCCUCACUGCGCUACACGCUGCAUUGCAGCGUCCACUCUCAGACACAGAGUGGGGAGCCGCUGCAGAGGAUAAACAUGCGAGCCUCGUCAGAGCGCGCGAUCGUCGGCUAAAUAUGAAACCUGCUGUGUGCGGGAGCUCCAGUACCGAGGCAUGCACCACUGCCAGGCCUAGAGUGCGAUUUGUAUCUGAUGUGGAUGUGCAACCUGCGCGACGAGAGCCUUCGAUACUCCGUGUGGACUGGCUUGGAUCUCGUGUUAUGUUUGGGGGGCUCGUCAAGGAUGAGACAUUUGCGAGGAGGAGACUCAUUCCGGGUGCGAGAGAGCCAUCUGAGACGUGGGUUGUGAGGUUCCAGAACUUACCAUAAUAAUCAUGUUUGGACGAAAUGUACAUACCUUUUAGGUAUCGGUUAUCGAGAUUUUGGGACAUGUAAUUGGUGCAUGCGCAUUACAGGGGUUAUUGU